This is a messenger RNA of Procambarus clarkii (red swamp crayfish), 2685 nucleotides long. Lineage: Eukaryota; Metazoa; Arthropoda; Malacostraca; Decapoda; Cambaridae. The record is from RefSeq and is a predicted model, not a curated record.
AUGGAUCUACGAUGUCUCAGACACUUACGAUGUCUGGUAAGAUGGAGCAACGAUGUCUCGGACACCUACGAUGCCUGGUAUGAUGGAGCUACGAUGUCUGGGACACCUACGAUGCCUGCGGCCUGGUACCCGCUCCUUCAGCGGCCUGGUACCCGCUCCUUCAGCGGCCUGGUACCCGCUCCUUCAGCGGCCUGGUACCCGCUCCUUCAGCGGCCUGGUACCCUCUCCUUCAGCGGCCUGGUACCCGCUCCUUCAGCGGCCUGGUACCCGCUCCUUCAGCGGCCUGGUACCCGCUCCUUCAGCGGCCUGGUACCCGCUCCUUCAGCGGCCUGGUACCCGCUCCUUCAGCAGCCUGGUACCCGCUCCUUCAGCGGCCUGGUACCCGCUCCUUCAGCGGCCUGGUACCCUCUCCUUCAGCGGCCUGGUACCCUCUCCUUCAGCGGCCUGGUACCCUCUCCUUCAGCGGCCUGGUACCCUCUCCUUCAGCGGCCUGGUACCCGCUCCCUUCAGCGGCCUGGUACCCGCUCCUUCAGCGGCCUGGUACCCUCUCCUUCAGCGGCCUGGUACCCGCUCCCUUCAGCGGCCUGGUACCCGCUCCUUCAGCGGCCUGGUACCCUCUCCUUCAGCGGCCUGGUACCCGCUCCCUUCAGCGGCCUGGUACCCUCUCCUUCAGCGGCCUGGUACCCGCUCCUUCAGCAGCCUGGUACCCGCUCCUUCAGCGGCCUGGUACCCGCUCCUUCAGCAGCCUGGUACCCGCCCAUUCAGCGGCCUGGUACCCGCUCCUUCAGCAGCCUGGUACCCGCUCCUUCAGCGGCCUGGUACCCACUCCUUCAGCGGCCUGGUACCCUCUCCUUCAGCGGCCUGGUACCCGCUUCCUUCACCGGCCUGGUACCCGCUCCUUCAGCGGUCUGGUAUCCGCUCCUUCAGCGGCCUGGUACCCGCUCCUUCAGCGGCCUGGUAUCCGCUUCCUUCAGCGGCCUGGUACCCUCUCCUUCAGCGGCCUCGUACCCGCUCCUUCAGUGGCCUGGUACCCGCUUCCUUCAGCGGCCUGGUACCCGCUCCUUCAGCGGCCUGGUACCCGCUCCAUCAGCGGCCUGGUACCCUCUCCUUCAGCGGCCUGGUACCCGCUCCUUCAGCGGCCUGGUACCCACUCCUUCAGCGGCCUGGUACCCUCUCCUUCAGCGGCCUGGUACCCUCUCUUUCAGCGGCCUGGUACCCUCUCCUUCAGCAGCCUGGUACCCGCUCCUUCAGCAGCCUGGUACCCGCUCCUUCAGCAGCCUGGUACCCGCUCCUUCAGCGGUCUGGUACCCGCUCCUACACCAGCCUGGUACCCUCUCCUUCAGCGGCCUGGUAUCCGCUCCUUCAGCAGCCUGGUACCUUCUCCUUCAGCGGCCUGGUACCCUCUCCUUCAGCAGCCUGGUACCUUCUCCUUCAGCGGCCUGGUACCCGCUCCUUCAGCGGUCUGGUACCCUCUCCUUCAGCAGCCUGGUACCCGCUCCUUCAGCAGCCUGGUACCUGACCAUUCAGCGGCCUGGUACCCGCUCCUUCAGCAGCCUGGUACCCGCUCCUUCAGCGGCCUGGUACCCGCCCAUUCAGCGGCCUGGUACCCGCUCCUUCAGCGGCCUGGUACCCGCUCCUUCAGCGGCCUGGUACCCUCUCCUUCAGCAGCCUGGUACCCGCUCCUUCACCGGCCUGGUACCCGCUCCUUCACUGGCCUGGUACCCGCUCCUUCAGCGGCUUGGUACCCUCUCCUUCAGCAGCCUGGUACCCGCUCCUUCACCGGCCUGGUACCCGCUCCUUCAGCGGCCUGGUACCCUCUCCUUCAGCAGCCUGGUACCCCCUCCAUCAGCAGCCUGGUACCCGCCCAUUCAGCGGCCUGGUACCCGCUCCUUCAGCGGUCUGGUACCCUCUCCUUCAGCAGCCUGGUACCCCCUCCAUCAGCAGCCUGGUACCCGCUCCUUCAGCGGCCUGGUACCCGCUCCUUCAGCAGCCUGGUACCCGCUCCUUCAGCAGCCUGGUACCCGCUCCUUCACCGGCCUGGUACCCGCUCCUUCAGCGGCCUGGUACCCUCUCCUUCAGCAGCCUGGUACCCGCUCCUUCACCGGCCUGGUACCCGCUUCUUCAGCGGCCUGGUACCCUCUCCUUCAGCAGCCUGGUACCCCCUCAAUCAGCAGCCUAGUACCCGCUCCUUCAGCGGCCUGGUACCCGCUCCUUCAGCGGCCCGGUACCCUCUCCUUCAGCGGCCUGGUACCCGCUCCUUCAGCGGCCUGGUACCCGCUCCUUCAGCGGCCUAGUACCCGCUCCUUCAGCAGCCUGGUACCCGCUCCUUCAGCAGCCUGGUACCCGCCCAUUCAGCGGCCUGGUACCCGCUCCUUCAGCGGCCUGGUUCCCGCUCUUUCAGCGGUCUGGUACCCUCUCCUUCAGCAGCCUGGUACCCACUCCAUCAGCAGCCUGGUACCCACUCCAUCAGCAGCCUGGUACCCUCUCCUUCAGCGGCCUGGUACCCGCUCCUUCAGUGUCCUGGUACCCGCUCCCUUCAGCGGCCUGGUACCCGCUCCUUCAGCGGCCUGGUAUCCGCUCCUUCAGCGGCCUGGUACCCGCUCCUUCAGCGGCCUGGUACCCUCUCCUUCAGCGGCCUGGUACCCGCUCCUUCAGCGGUCUGGUACCCGCUCCUUCAGCGGUCUG